Molecule: messenger RNA, 1203 nt
Organism: Pseudocercospora fijiensis CIRAD86
Lineage: Eukaryota; Fungi; Ascomycota; Dothideomycetes; Mycosphaerellales; Mycosphaerellaceae
Exons: 8
Coding region: 1-1203 (400 amino acids)
Molecular function (GO): zinc ion binding; 5-methyltetrahydropteroyltriglutamate-homocysteine S-methyltransferase activity
Source: RefSeq, a predicted model, not a curated record
AUGUCCGCACCACGAAACCCUCCAUUUAGAGCUGAGCAUCUGGGCUCUCUAUUACGUCCUGAGAGACUUCUCGCCAAGCGUCAUGCCAUUCAGCAGAAGAAGGACACCGAAGAAGGGCUUCAAGCUUUGACAGAUGACUGCAUCAACGAAGCUGUAAAAUUGCAGGCCGACGCAGGCUUUCGGGCGAUCACCGACGGAGAAUAUCGACGCCAUAUGUUCUGGGGAACCUUCUUCCCGUCUCUGAAUGGGAUGGAAGAGAUCUACGGUCCCGAGGCAUCUAUCUUUCGCGAUUAUGUUCCAGAUAUCGCCGCGUUCCUUGAGGAGGAGAAAGUCCCAGGCGAGUCGGUCAUCUGCACAGGAAAGAUCAGCCAUACUGGCAUCAGCUCGUACAUUCCACAAUACGAGUAUCUCAAGUCGAUCACGCCGAAAGAGCAAUGGGGCCAGAUCAAAAUGACUUUGGCCGCGCCGAAUUGGUACCAUCUUCGCUACAGGCAAGGAAAAGCAUAUCCCAAGGAAGUAUACUCCUCCGACGAGGAAUACUUCGCAGACAUUGCAACGGCAUACAGAACCGAGUUGAGUCUUCUCUAUGAUGCAGGCGUGCGGAACGUGCAGGUGGAUGAUCCCAAUCUGGCCUAUUUCUGCUCGGAGAAGAUGAUUGAGGGCUGGAAGAAAGAUCCCGCAAAUAUACGAUCAAUCGACAGCCUCUUCGACGCUUACAUUGCAUUUUACAAUGAUUGUUUCAAACGUCCCGCAGAUAUGCACCUAGGCAUCCAUCUUUGUCGCGGAAACUUUGUAGGCUCAAGGCACUUUAGUGAGGGCGGCUAUGACAGGAUAGCAUCCAAGCUGUUCAACGAGCUGGACGCGUCGACAUAUUAUCUCGAGUACGACACCGCACGCGCGGGUGGGUUCGAGCCGUUGAAGGAGCUUCCAAAGAAUAAAAAUGUCAUUCUUGGAGUGAUAACCAGCAAAUUCCCAGAGCUGGAGGAUAAGGAGGAGAUGAAGCAGCGGAUUUACAAGGCUGCUGAAUUCGUGGCUUCGGGGAGUGGUGAAAGUAAAGAGGAAGCUUUGCAGCGUCUCGGAGUGAGUCCUCAGUGUGGCUUCGCUUCGCACGAAGAUGGCAAUCUUUUGGGAUAUGCCGACAUGGCCAAGAAGCUGCGUCUUGUGAGAGAGAUUGCAGACGAAGUUUGGCCCGGUCAGCCUUGA